AUGGUAGUCGAAGUAGAAGGCUUUUUUGGUGUGUAUAUGUUGUACUGCACCAAUCCAAAAUUUAAAGGCCGUAUUUACAUCGGCUUCACUGUGAACCCCGAGCGGAGGAUAGGGCAGCACAAUGCCGGUCGACACAGAGGUGGGGCCAAGAGGACCAGUGGAAGAGGACCAUGGGAGAUGGUCCUCAUUAUCCAUGGAUUUCCUUCAGAUAUUGCUGCUUUGAGGUUUGAGUGGGCGUGGCAGCACCCUCACUCCUCCAGACGGCUUUCCCACGUCUGCCGGCGUUCCAGGAGGGAGUCCAGCCUGCAGUUCCACUGGCGGGUGGUGUCCAGCAUGCUGCGGGUGGCGCCGUGGAACCGACUCCCGCUGACCGCCCGCUGGCUCAAACAGGAGUACAGGAUGGACUUUGAACCCGGCUUGCAGCCCCCCCUGCACGUCCCCAUUGCUUUUGGCAGCGUGAGGGCCAAGAAGAAACUGUCUGUGCCGUGUGCUCCGGAAUCAGAGGAAACCUUCAAGUGCUUCCUCUGCAGAGGGAUGGUGCAGGUGUCGGAGAGGGUCAGCUGUUUCCACCCAUCGUGUGAGAUGAGCGGUCACUUAGUGUGCCUGGCCAGACAUUUCCUGAGGCUGGAGCCGUCCCACCUGCUGCCGGUGGAAGGCCAGUGUCCGUCGUGUGGUCGCGGGCUGCUGUGGGGGACCCUCAUCCGUCACAAAAACCGCUGCUUGGGAGACCUGGAGGAGAUGGCGGGGUCUUCAUCCCAGAACCACUGGGCAGACGAGCUCCAGAUGUGA
Menidia menidia (Atlantic silverside) is the source of this 789-nucleotide messenger RNA. The record is from the annotation of a GenBank genome assembly. NCBI's taxonomy places the organism in Eukaryota, Metazoa, Chordata, Actinopteri, Atheriniformes, Atherinopsidae.